Molecule: messenger RNA, 1031 nt
Organism: Orbicella faveolata
Lineage: Eukaryota; Metazoa; Cnidaria; Anthozoa; Scleractinia; Merulinidae
Source: RefSeq, a predicted model, not a curated record
AUGUCUCAAUUAAUCGUUCAGAUUUACAAUCUUUCACAUACUGCAUUAACAACGACAACAAGAGUUGUUAAAGUCAAGCACGAUCUCCUUCACACCGCUUUACGGGUAAAUCAGAGCAAACUUUCUCACCGAAAUCCACGCGAAAAAGGACAACGGCUCGACGAGUGUGACAUCCUCGUGUUCGUGGCGCAAUGCACUCUGACCACCUUUCAUUAUGACUCAGGGUACUGGAGCAAUAAAACUGAAUACAACAUUCCUGGAGGGACCACCUUUCAUUAUGACUCAGGGUACUGGAGCAAUAAAACUGAAUACAACAUUCCUGGAGGGACCACUUUUCAUUAUCACUCGGGGUACUGGAGUAAUAAAACUGAAUACAACCUUCCUGGAGGGAAGACUGGGUUUGACUCACAAGAGACCAAGUUACCAACUUACUGGAACACUUCUUUCUCCAAGAUCUGUCUUGGUAUGAAGAUCGGCCGACAAAUGAAUUUCGCCGUCCUCAACAAGCAGGCCAACUCGCUGCACUCACUGAUCGCUGACGGGCAAUACCGCAACACCUCACUGGGCCUUAACGCAUGGAAGACUCUGAUUGGUUCCCAGGCCUCCUUACAGACCGCCUGUAAUAAGGAAGGGCUCAAUGUUGUGUGUGCUGUUAAUUCAUCAUCUAAAGCAAGGAUAGGCAUCAUUGGUGACGAGCAAGAUGCCUGCACCAUUUGCGACUCAAGAAUCGGGUUUGGUGCUGGAGGGAAUCCUGAUAACUCCAACACGUGUGGAAACGAGGCAACGCACGCACCAGAUAAUGGCAACAAACACAUCAAAGCCAUGGGUUACAUCCUGGUGCAGUAAGACGAAAACGGGCUUAGAAACUUUAGAAACCGCCAGACGAUUGGCUGAUCAACAGAACACAGAAAAGUGGACACUCGAAACUAAACUGAAGCUGGCAUGCGCUGAUUAAUCAGUUUGUCAGUAUAAGCAACAGCUAUUCAAUAUUUAAGAAAUAAAAAACAUGUACCUCUAUCGAGUUUUAGUAG